Molecule: messenger RNA, 2419 nt
Organism: Populus euphratica (Euphrates poplar)
Lineage: Eukaryota; Viridiplantae; Streptophyta; Magnoliopsida; Malpighiales; Salicaceae
Product: wall-associated receptor kinase-like 8
Exons: 3
Coding region: 1-2187 (728 amino acids)
Biological process (GO): cell surface receptor signaling pathway; protein phosphorylation
Cellular component (GO): plasma membrane
Molecular function (GO): ATP binding; calcium ion binding; polysaccharide binding
Source: RefSeq, a predicted model, not a curated record
AUGAAAAUGAGAUCCAUAUUUCGAAUCAGCCUCUUACUAUUGCCAAUAUUAUUUCAGUCAGCAACAGCUGCAGCACCCAUGACAAAGCCUGGAUGUCAAAACCGUUGUGGAAACAUCAGCAUUCCUUACCCCUUUGGAACUGCACAAGAUUGCUAUGCAAAUGAAAUGUUCAAGAUUGUAUGCAGGGAAGCUGCCAAUGAGUCAGCUCCAAGAGCUUUUAUUAGCAUGAUCAAUAUGGAGGUUCUGAAUAUUACAGAUGGUGCAGCAAUUGUCAACGGUCCAAUAAUGUCCUCCAAUUGUUCCGACAGGCAAUCCAAUCUACCUGCUCUGAAUUUGACGGGAAGUCCCUUCUUUUUCUCCUUUGGUAAUGUGUUCACUGCAGUGGGUUGCAACGUCCGCGCGUUGUUGACAGGGAUAGGCCCCCUAGUUGUCGGGUGCGACUCGACUUGCAGUGCUGACUAUAAUCAGAAAACUCUUCUUUACGGGCAAGAAAUUAACAGUCUAUGUGCUGAUGGAAACUGCUGUGUGGCAAGUGCACCUUACCGGAUGCAGGUUUUUCAGCCAAGUUUGGAUACAAAAAAUAGGAGUGAAGACAGCAGUGGAUGCAAGUUAGCUUUCCUAACAGACCAAAACAAAUUUUCGUUUCUCAAUAUGACCAAUCCGCAAGCGCUACAGAGUUGGAGAUCUGUUCCACUGGUGCUUGCCUGGAUGAUGGAUUACAGCAUUUGGAGAUAUGAUAACAGUACCAUGGUUUGCAAGUACUUCCUUUAUGAGUUAUCUGUGAGUAACGUUUCAGGAUAUGAAUGUUCUUGCAGUAACGGCUAUGAAGGCAACCCUUACCUUGGGUGCGCAGAUAUUAAUGAAUGCAAAGACCCAAAUCGGCAUUCGUGCUUGGGGAUAACAAAAUGUGUGAAUACACUGGGAUCAUACAAAUGCGAGGUCAAUAAGUAUUGGAUCGUCCCAAUACUUGUUGCUGCUAUCGCUGGAAUAUUUUCAUUGCUUGCUGGCAUAUUGUGGUUAUACAAACUAGCAAGGAAAAGAAAAAACAUAGAACUUAAAAGGAAAUUCUUCAAACGAAAUGGUGGUUUAUUGUUACAGCAGCAGUUAUCCUCAAAUAAUGGCAGUGUUCAGAAAACAAAGAUAUUUACUUCAAAAGAGUUGGAGAGAGCUACUGAUCGUUUUAAUGAAAAUAGAAUACUUGGUCAAGGUGGACAAGGCACGGUUUACAAGGGGAUGUUAGAAGAUGGAAGAAUCGUUGCUGUUAAAAGGUCCACAAUAGUGGGUGAAGAAAAGCUCGAGGAGUUUGUCAAUGAGGUUGUCAUUCUUUCACAAAUUAAUCAUAGGAAUGUGGUUAAGUUAUUCGGAUGUUGCUUGGAGACUGAAGUUCCUCUCCUAGUCUAUGAAUUCAUUUCCAAUGGAAAUCUUUUCCAGUAUCUGCAUAAUUUUUACCAGAAUGAGGACUUCAUAUUGUCAUGGGAAAUGCGAUUACAGAUUGCCAUUGAAGUUGCUGGAGCACUUUCCUAUUUACAUUCGGCAGCAUCCAUUCCAAUUUUUCACCGUGACAUUAAGUCUGCAAAUAUACUCUUGGAUGACAAAUAUAGAGCAAAGGUUUCAGAUUUUGGAUCUUCAAGAUCAAUGGCUAUUGAUCAAACUCAUAUGACCACUAACGUGCAAGGCACUUUUGGUUAUUUAGACCCGGAAUACUACCAAUCUAGUCAAUUUACGGACAAGAGUGAUGUUUAUAGCUUCGGUGUAGUCCUCGUCGAGCUCUUAAGUGGGAAAAAACCAAUUCUAUCAUCAACUUCACAAGAAACGAGAAGUUUGGCCACACAUUUUCUCGUUCUGAUGGAAGAGAACAGGCUCUUCGAUAUUCUUGAUGUCCUAGUUAAGGAGGAUUGUCUUGAGGAGGAAAUAAUGGCUGUAGCAAAUCUUGCAAAGAGAUGCUUGAAUGUGAGCCGAAAACAUCGACCAACAAUGAAAGAGGUCUCAGCCGAGUUGGAGAGGAUUGGGUUGCUGCAGAGAAAGUCAAUUGUUCAACGAAAGGAAGAAGAGACUAGUGAGAACGCCAUGGUAGAACGUCUCUGCAACUGGGAUGCAGUUCCUAUCUCAGCUACCUGUGACUUUGACAAUGCUAGAUCAGUUCAAUCAACAGAUGCCGAACCAUUGAUUACUUACAAUACUUUAUGAACAAGAAGUAUGUCAAGGCUUGGGAUUGCCAGGCAAGAUGAUCUUAUUGCUCGGUUGUAGCUUUUCCUAUGCUUUUGUAGUCCUGCAACCUAACAGGGUCGCUUUGGAUGAUCACUGUGUCAGGCUAUCCACGCACGGCCGAUUUAUUCUGGCUUGCCAAUUACACUUCCCCUCCUCCCUCCUUGGUCCCAAGCGGGUGUGGCUUUUGUUUCUGUUCAGGCGUGUUUUUCGU